UUUCAAGAUUUUCGCUGAAUGGAAGAGUCUGCGGGUAAAUCAGAGGAACCUCUUUACUUACUCGUCGAUGGUAUCCGAUACGAAGAGAAUCCACAGAGUGCGCGAAACAGCCUUGGGGUGCUUGUUUGUUACCCUUUGAUGUCUGUCAUGUUGGUCACUGCAAGAAAUGCCUCAUCAUACAGCACAGCUCUGUGGGAAUCAUUGAUUGCAAUAACAAUGGCUUGUAAACAAGUACUGAUUGAAGUCUGUAGAGAUUGUUGAAGAAACCUUUCAACUCCAGAACUUUAUUUUAAGAUCUUGACAUUUGAUCAGAUGUUCUGAAAUUGCCACUAAUACAUGUUUCAUGGUCGGAAUUGUCACUAAAAAUUAUUGUACACAGUAGGACACUUUUUAUGGAGAGUUAAUGGUUACAGGAUGGCCCUUUGUGAUAUUCAGACUGUGAAACCAAAACAUGGAAGACUUAUUUACAUUGCAUUUAUUUUGUUUGGCGUCUUAAUAUCAAUGUUGACAUUUUUACCUACCCUCCGAAGGUUCUUUGUGGUGCAUUCACACUACUGUAGCAGGAAUACAAGCCAAGGAAAAUGUGAUAUUCUGGUUGGACACAUUCUGCUUUACAGAAUUUAUAUCGGAAUGAUAUUGUUCUUUCUUAUUCUGGCCAUAAUUGACUGCCAGCUCACAGUGUUUACAACUUUCAGCCUCUGGCUUGAGAAUGGCUUCUGGUUUAUCAAGUUCCACCUGUUUUGUUUGAGCAUCCUGUUGUCACUGCUCAUUCCUGAAGGACAUCUAAGCAAUGCCCUAAUGCAUCUGGGUUGGAUUGGAAGUUUUAUUGUCAUGGUUAUUCAGCUUGUUUUAAUCAUCGAUCUGGCAAAAACUUUAAAUGCUUAUUGGGUGGAGAGAAUGGAACUGUCGACGAGGCCAAAUGCGUGGUAUUUCUCCAUGCUUCUUUUAACAUCUCUGCUCUACACAUUGUCAGUGGUGCUUGUUGUUUAUUUUUAUGCAACGUAUACUUUUUCAAAAGACUGCCACACAAACUUAAUUUUUAUCACAGCAAUUGUUCUGUUGUGUGUUGUAGCCUCACUCCUCUCCAUUCAUCCCAAAGUCAGAGAAACUGGACUACUGCAGGCUGGGAUUGUCACAUCAUAUUCUGUUUAUUUUGCAUGGACGUGCAUGUUACAUUAUCCAUAUUCUGCCUGCAAUCCAACAUGGAACUUAUUAGCAGUGACAGAAUUUAAUUUUCACUUGCAAUUCAACAUGAUCUUUGAUCUCUUUGUGACAUUUGCAUUGCUGGUGUAUGGUGUUGUUCGAGUGCCAUCAGUGCAACAUCUCUUAGCCAGUAUAAGUCUUGUGGACUGUUGUAUGUUUCAGUCGCAAGAGGAGAACAACCAUGAAAGUCCUGCUGAAGAUAAUGAAAGGCCACUGGUGGUCUCGACCUUUUUAAUUUUUUAUCUCUUUCUUAUUCUGAUAUGUCUUCACCUUUUAAUGACAAUAAGCAACUUUUACACCCCUGAGGGUAUUGUAGGUACUGAAGAUGAAGUAGUCGAAUCUGAAUAUAAACUUAUAGACAUGGAUGAUUAUGUGAAGUCGUUAAGUCAGUGGGUUGCAUCUUGCCUCAGGAUGAUUGUCUGUGUUGUGUUUCUUGUCAUGUAUAUGUGGACAAUUCUUGCCCCUGUCAUUUUACCGCAUUAAAAAAAAUGAUAAUUCAGACAUAUGCCAUAAUGGAAAACAAUGCUCGAUAGGACGUUAUGAAAUAUCUAGGAUUCUCAUGCAUAUCUGGUAGCAUGUAAGGGCGGUCAAAGUGCGAGACUUGAAAUCCAGAAGAUACAGAUUGAAGUCCCAUUCUGACUGCUCGCUGGAGUUCUUUCAUAGUAGACCUGAAUUCAACUCAUGUUUGUAAAUGGUCAACUUGUUUGCCUCAAAAUUGUUUUUAAUUUUCCUUGC
Messenger RNA from Orbicella faveolata, 1938 nucleotides. Its product is annotated as putative serine incorporator. NCBI's taxonomy places the organism in Eukaryota, Metazoa, Cnidaria, Anthozoa, Scleractinia, Merulinidae. Gene Ontology annotation, molecular function: 2 iron, 2 sulfur cluster binding. The record is from RefSeq and is a predicted model, not a curated record. Gene Ontology annotation, cellular component: membrane.